CAUCUCUUAGUAGAGUCUUGUUGUUUCGCCGCUGCUAGAGGAUUGUUGUAAUUUUUCGAAGCUAGCAUUUAGCGCUAGCUAGCUGUUUGAUUUUCUCCUCAAACCAUUUUGAUCCAGCAGGAUGUUAGUAUGGAGUGUGGCCAAGUUCUGCCAGACAGCCUGGUUUUGGAAAUUUUCCUGCAUCUGCCCUAUGAUGCUGUGCUGAGAGCUGGUCUGACCUGCAGACAGUGGCUGGCUGUUUCCAGAGAUGAGUUCCUGUGGAAGGAGCUGUUCUACAGCUACUAUCGUAUCCCGCGCGCUGUACCCCGGCACCCUGCGGCUGUGUCAUGGUACAGGGAGUUCAAGCGUCUGUUUGACUGUAUCCCCUGUGUGGAGGUUCAGACACUGAGAGAGCACAGUGACCAAGUCCUCCACUUGGCAUUUUCUCACAGGGGUCAUCGGUUCUCCUCCUGCUCCAAAGACUGCACUGUUAAGCUGUGGGACACAGAACGGCCAGAUGGUAAUAUCUCACUGGUGCACAGCACCAGCAUGCGGCAAUACAACUGGGGCUACACCCAGUUCUCCCAGUUCAAUGCUGAAGACAGCCUGCUGCUCGUGUCUGGUGUUUACCUGGGCCCACACCACUCCUCCUCUGGGGAAAUCGCUGUUAUCAGUCUAGAAAAUUACACACUGUUGUCACGUGUGAGGAACAAGCCGUACGAUGUGUUUGGCUGCUGGCUGAAUGAGACCCACCUGAUCUCCGGGAACCUACACUGGAUAGGCAAUAUGACGUCCUGCUCUGUGCUCUGGCUUAAUAAAGCCUUCCAGGAUGUUGAAUCAGAGAACGUCAAUGUGGUCAAGCGCCUUUUCAAGAUCCAGAACAUCAACGCCAGCACUAUCCGCACAGUGAUGGUCGCCCACUGCCGUCGUCAUGACAACCCAGACUUGCUGCUGGACUAUGAAGCCCAGUCUCAGGCUCAAAGGCAGAAAGGGCAGCAGCAGCAGCAGCACCAGCCCCUCCUCUUUGACCUGGGAACUUCCGGCAGUGAGGAAGAAGAGGAGGAGGAAGAGGAGUGUUACAGGGAAGCAAGGUGUCAUGGCUUCUCCACUGCUCGCCUCCACCAGCCCACCAUGUCUGGUCUGGAUCACGUUAUAAAGAGUCGUAAAAAGGCAGGAUCCAGGGAGUUGGAGAUUGAGACUCACGUGGCUGAGAUGAUGGGUAGAGCACAUACGAAAGCACCGGAUGACAGCCUCAUCGAGGCGUCUGAAUGCGGGGAAGGAGAGGAUAAGACUUAUUUACUCUUCACCACUGGCAGCCUUACAUACUCCCCACACCAGAUAGGCAUUAAGCGGAUCAAGCCCGACCAGAUGACAACGUCUGAAGAAGAGCGGAGUUCGGAUGAGUUUUUUGAUUCCCUGGACCAUGUCAUUGAUAUACAUGGACACAUCAUUGGUAUGGGCCUUUCUCCAGACCACAGGUACCUUUAUGUGAAUAGCCGGGCUUGGCCAGCCGGAUGUGUGAUCUCUGAUCCCAUGUCUCCGCCUCCCAUUGCCGAGGAGAUAGACUUGCACGUCAUCGAUCUGAAGAGUUUGAGGGAGGAGCGGAGGAGUCUUCGUGCUCACCGAGCCUUCACACCCAACGACGAGUGCUUCUUUAUCUUCCUCGACGUCAGCAGAGACUUUGUGGCCAGUGGAGCAGAGGACAAGCAUGGCUACAUCUGGGACCGCCACUACAACAUCUGUCUGGCACGUCUGGCACACAAUGACGUGGUGAACUCUGUGGCGUUCAGCCCUGUUGACCAGGAGCUGCUGCUGUCUGCCAGCGAUGACUCUACAAUUAAGGUUUGGCGUUCACCGCGCAUGGUCCGUCUAGCGCAGGCCCCUGCUCGGCCGCUGAGGCCCCGCAACCUCCUGUCCUCCUGGCUGAGCCGCAACAAGAACUCCCCAUCUGCGAGUAGUGUCAGUGGAAAACCAUGAGGCAGGUUGGAAAACACUUAGUAGGAGGGAGCAGGGGGAUGAAAGCUUGCUCUUUUUCCUCUGUGGUGUGAAUACAUAUACACUCCAUGUAUAGGUACAAUGUGGUUACAGUCAGUGGUUUUGCUUGAGCUCAUGGUGUUGUGACCCACAGCGGUGCUCGGUGCGUUCAGCUGACGGGAGAUGCGAGUCAGUUAGACACAAGGGAGUGCUGUUGCACAGGCAGAGGGCAGAAAACAGAUUGUUGUCACCGAUAGUGUAGAGUUGACACCCACAUGCACAAGACACACGUCCAAACCUGUUCCCCAAGAAAUGGUUUUUAUCUGUUUUUAUCUGUAAUGUCUGAGCAGGUCAGACAUGGGCUCCUGGACCUGAGGUGGGGAAUGUACUGCAGAGGUGGUACCUUGUGAUCAUGGUUGUCAUGUCCUGCUCAUCAGUGGCAAAGUGCUUUACCUGAAAAUGAUUUCAGAUUUUUUUUUCUUAUUAAUGGCUAUAGCCAGCUGACAUAGAUUAUUAUUAUGAACAAUUUUCAGAGAUUUAUGAAACCAGAAGGGAAAAAGACAUUUAACUGCAUGUGCUGCAGUCUGCUUUGGCUUGUAUUGACACCCCAUCCAAUUGUUUUUGUGCCCCAGAAACCACUGAGCACUAGUUAUUUAAUGUAGAUGAUUUGUGGAGGAACAGUUAGCUUGAAGCUUGACUGAACAAAAUUGUUUUGUGUUGCUAAUUGUUCUUGGGCCUAAAUUAUGUAGAAAUGUAUUUAAAGAGCUUAAUUGUUUAGUUGCACAGACCCGCACCUUUUAAUCUUGUCGAAAGGCUUCCUGACCAAUCAGGAUUUUUCACUAAACAAAAAAAGUAGAGUAUGGGGGAACAACAAAGAGCAAACAGCCUUUCUGAUUAUAUUCUUUUGCCCUGUUAACCAACUACUCCUGUGUGAGGUCACCAAUUCAAAACAAAAUUUCAAUGUAACAUCACCACCCAACCGUCUUCCAAAAAAAGUAUAUUAUUGUCUUAAACAACAUUUGACAUGAGCAGCAACAAAGAAAAACAUAAUUAGAAUUUGAGCUCAGACAUUUCAAGUCAUGUAAAUGUCACCAAAUAUUUACUUAGACAUGUCUGUAGUCCACUACCAUCUGAAAAUCUAAUGUUUUAUCAAUUUAAAAGACAGCCAACAGUGCACAAUAAAUCGACUGUGAUAUACAUGGAAAACGUUGAAUAAAGAUGUUCAACCCAAACGUUUCGGAGUGUUUGUGCAUACAUGGGGGAACCCUGGACGUUCCAUCUUACUUGUAGUCCUCUGUAAGAUCCUUUACUUUCCGGUGACUGAUUUAUAAAGACAAAACAAAAAGCAACACAUAACAAGUAAACCCGGUGACUUUGUUUUUCAGUUGUUGUUUAACUAGCGAGACUAGAUUCAGGUACUUUACCUGCUGCCGUGGAGAUUCCCUGCUGUAGGAGGUGAUCUGUAACUAAUCAAAAAUGCUGUAACUAUGGUUGUGAUAACUCCACCAGCCUGAACUGGUUUUAUUUGCAUGUCAGGUAUUCAAAAACAUUUCCACGAAUUUAUCUGUUCAUCAGCUGACUCUUAGCCACUAUAUGAACAGUAUUUUCCUUGUUUUGAAAUGUGUACAAGUCAAACUUUCUGCUCUACUUCUGACAACUGUAUUUUUACUGUAGCACCACCCAUUCGAUCCUGUUAUACUCCCCUUGAAUAAAAAGCAUGCCCUGAAAGGUCAGAAGUCUGAAUAAGUGUCAGAUUAUUAUUUUCUCCUAGAAAACAUUAGCUCUUGUGCAGCUUUUCAUUAAACAGCCUGAUAAGUGCAUAGAUUUACCUACAAAAAGAUUUCUAAAGGAACUUUUUACUUUAAUUUUUUGAUCGUGUUGACCCUUAAAUUGAAAAGUAACUUCUGAGCCUAUGCAUGCACCUAAUAAACAUAUAACACUGAAACAAUGA
This is a messenger RNA of Monopterus albus (swamp eel), 3904 nucleotides long. RefSeq names its product F-box and WD repeat domain containing 5 (gene fbxw5). Gene Ontology annotation, molecular function: protein binding. The coding region runs from base 130 to 1956 and encodes 608 amino acids. Gene Ontology annotation, cellular component: Cul4-RING E3 ubiquitin ligase complex; SCF ubiquitin ligase complex. The record is from RefSeq and is a predicted model, not a curated record. The transcript has 10 exons. Gene Ontology annotation, biological process: protein ubiquitination. Lineage: Eukaryota; Metazoa; Chordata; Actinopteri; Synbranchiformes; Synbranchidae.